Messenger RNA from Musa acuminata subsp. malaccensis (wild Malaysian banana), 4394 nucleotides. Its product is annotated as protein MEI2-like 4. Lineage: Eukaryota; Viridiplantae; Streptophyta; Magnoliopsida; Zingiberales; Musaceae. Gene Ontology annotation, molecular function: RNA binding. Gene Ontology annotation, biological process: positive regulation of meiotic nuclear division. The record is from RefSeq and is a predicted model, not a curated record.
UCUGUCUCUCAUUUUUUCUUAUCCCCACCAACUCCAAAUUCCGCCGAACCCCUCGCCACCGCGGUCCGGUCCUCCGCCCUCUCUCCCUACCGCCUCAAUCUCCGCCUCGCCCUGCUCUGUCUCGUUAACCCUACAUUAGCGAAGCCUUUCCUCGUGUUAUUUUUUUUCUCCUCUUCCUCGGGUUUCUCUUUGACGACUCCUUCCUCCGUCGCCGGCGGAGGCAGCGGCGGAUCGCCGCCGACACCGGCGCCUGCUUCCGGAAACCGCCGAGAGCUCGGCGUGCUCGGGAUCGGCGAGCCAAAUUCUUAACAAGGCGACACAGAGGAGAAGGAGAGGGGAGGGAGGGAGUGAGCCUGGGGUAAAAUAAUAUUCGAAUGCGGCGGUGGUGAGACGGAGCUCUCGUUUUGCUUGCAUUGGAGGGGAAAGGGUGGAGGUUGGGGAAAGUUAGGGGCAUCCAUGGGUGGGGGUUGGACGCUCGCGCACGGCACGGAUUCCGAGGGGAUCCCUUCGCGGAAUUCUCUUCCUUCUUCGAUGGCCACCUCCUCCUCCUCCUUCUUGCCUUAUGGCGUAAUCCAUUCCUUCGCGGGUUGCUUCUUUUAAAUUACGGCCCGCUCCAGCUCAUCUUGUGCCUUCUCCGCAGGCUGUCGGUGAACGGGAGGGGGAAAGGACGUCGAUCCGCGGAGGAGAGUUUCCUUUGACUGAGGGUAGCUAGCGUCAUUGGAAGUUAGUUGCUGGAGUAAAGUUUAGUCUUUGUUCGGGUGCUGCAAGAUGCCGACCAGAAUAAUGGAUCAGAGUCGCCUGUCCCCAUUCGUCCGGAAUUCGGAGGCCUCUUCCUUCUUCUCCGAGGAGCUACGCUUUCCUACGGAGAGGCAAGUUGGAUUUUGGAAACCUGAGUCAGUGCCUGAUCACGAUGGAGUGCAGGAAUUGACGUUGGUGUCAAGAAAUCAGUCAGUUUCUUCUUCUCCACUUAAUAAGUUUCAUAUGCCGGGAGCAGACUCUGCGGAAGGUCCGGGACAGUGGGAGUCCCACAUGGUCAAGGAGCAGAAAGAUAAGUUUAAUCUUGAACAUCAGCUGGAGCCAGAGACGAUAACUGGCAUGUCAACAACUUUGUGGAAGGCCGAUGACCAUGAUUCUACUUUCCGAUCUGAUCUGUUAAGUCAAUCUGCUUCUUCAAUUAUGGAAUCAAAAGAUCAAAGUGGAUGCCUUUAUGAGAAUGGUCUUUUCUCAAGCUCUUUAUCAGAUAUAUUUGCAAAAAAAUUGAGAUUGUCAUCAAGUAACGUUGCUUUCUGUACGUCUGUCGAUGAAAAUCACUUUAACUUAGGGGAAGAUGAGCCUUUUGAAUCAAUGGAGGAAAUUGAAGCUCAGACAAUUGGAAAUCUUCUCCCUGAUGAUGAUGACUUGCUAUCUGGUGUUAUUGAUGAUCUUGGAUUUGUUGCUCGACCAAAUAGUGGAGAUGAAAUUGAUGAUGACAUAUUCUACAGUGGGGGAGGUAUGGAACUGGAGCCUGAUGAUGAUACUAAUGUGAGCAAAGGUCUAGAAUUUGUUGGUGGAGGAGCAUCUAAUGGUCAGCAAGUGGGACCGAAUGGCACAAUUGCCGGUGAACACCCUUUUGGUGAACAUCCUUCAAGAACGCUUUUUGUUAGAAACAUUAAUAGCAAUGUUGAGGAUGCUGAGUUAAGGGUCCUUUUUGAGCAAUAUGGUGACAUAAGGACAAUUUAUACUGCCUGCAAACAUCGAGGUUUUGUUAUGAUAUCUUACUAUGACAUAAGAGCGGCACGAAAUGCAAUGAAAGCACUUCAAAACAAGCCAUUGAGGCGUCGGAAGCUGGAUAUCCACUUUUCAAUUCCAAAGGACAAUCCAUCAGAGAAAGACAUAAACCAGGGGACACUUGUGGUAUUCAACCUUGAUUUGUCUGUUUCAAAUGAUGAUCUUCGUCAGAUUUUUGGCCCUUAUGGUGAAAUCAAAGAGAUACGUGAGACUCCUCAUAGGCGCCAUCAUAAAUUUAUUGAGUUCUAUGAUGUUAGAGCUGCCGAAGCUGCUCUUCGUGCUUUAAACAGGAGCGAUAUUGCAGGCAAGAAAAUUAAGCUUGAGCCUAGCCGUCCUGGAGGUGCAAGACGCAGCUUGAUGCAGCAGUUUUCUCCUGAGUUGGAGCUGGAAGAAUCAAAUGGAUGGAAGCACAGCCCCAGUCACUCUCCAUCUGGAUGUUUUGGAUCUGCCUCUCUUGGAGCAAUUACACCCAAUGGCCUUGAAAAUGGAGGAAUCCAGAGCAUACAUGCAGCUGUCUGUACAACAAAUAACCCAUUUAUGGAGACCCCACACCAUGGAAUCUCUUCCAGUGUGCCUCAGAAUUUAUCAUCUGCUGUGAGAGUUGCAUCGGUAGGAAGUCACAGUAAUCAAGCUGCCCAUGCUGAUCUUAGCCAUUCUCUAAACCAGAUGAAUUUUGGAUUCCAAGGCAUGCCUAGUUUCCAUCCUCAAUCACUUCCAGAUUUUCAAAAUGGAGUCACGAGUGGCCUUCCUUACAAAUCAUCAAACCCAGUAUCAGCUAUGGGUACCAAAAUCAACUCCAGACCUGCUGAAGGAACAGAUAACAGGCAUCUUCACAAAGUAGGCUCUGGUAGCUUUAACAGCCAUUAUUUUGACAACAGCGAAGGUUCUAUUGGUGUUCCUGGAAAUGGAAGCUGCCCUCUUCAUGGACAUUCAUAUAUAUGGAAUAAUUCAAAUUCAUUCCACCAGGAGCCUCCUAGCCACAUGUUGUGGUCAAGUUUGUCGUCAUUCAUGAACAAUAUUCCUGCUCAUGCUCCAUCUCAGAUGAAUGGACUUUCAAGAGCACCAUCUCAUAUGCUGAAUACAGUUCUACCUCUACACCAUGUUGGUUCAGCACCUCAAGUCAAUCCAUCACUUUGGGACAGGCGACAUGGCUAUGCUGGUGAUUUUACAGAUCCACAUGCUUUUCAUCCAGGAUCUGUUGGAAGCAUGAGCUUUUCCGACAGCCCUCAGUUGCACCCACUAGAACUUGCUUCUCGUGGCAUCUUCCCUCGUGCUAGUGGAAACUGUAUAGGCCCUUCUGUUUCUCCUGCACAUGUUGGGAUUCCUUCACCUCAGCAAAGGUGCCAGAUAUUCAAUGGUAGGAACCCUAUUAUUACCAUGCCUGGUGCACUCGAUGGUCCUAAUGAUCGGAUGAAGAGCCGAAGAAAUGAUGCAAAUUCUGGUCAGGCUGAUAACAAAAAGCUGUAUGAACUUGAUAUUGAACGCAUUAUACGUGGGGAAGACUCUCGUACAACACUUAUGAUUAAAAACAUCCCUAACAAGUACACGUCAAAGAUGCUGCUGGCUGCAAUUGAUGAAAAUCAUCGAGGAACUUAUGAUUUCAUCUAUUUGCCCAUUGAUUUUAAGAACAAGUGUAAUGUCGGCUACGCAUUUAUAAACAUGACCAAACCUCAGCAUAUCAUUCCAUUCUAUCAGUCAUUUAAUGGCAAGAAAUGGGAGAAAUUUAACAGUGAAAAAGUUGCUUCGCUUGCAUAUGCUAGAAUCCAGGGGAAAGCUGCUCUUAUCGCACAUUUCCAGAAUUCUAGUCUGAUGAAUGAAGAUAAACGCUGCCGUCCUAUCCUUUUCCAUUCAGAUGGACCGAAUGCAGGGGAUCAGGAGCCCUUUCCUAUGGGGGUUAACAUCAGGUCCAGGUCUGGCAGAUCAAGGAUUGUGAGUGGCAGCGAAGAGAACCACCAAGGAAGUCCAUCCACUUCUGCAAAUGUAGAAGCUUCUCGCGAUGCAGCUGGCUCUCCUCCAGGUUCUAUAAAGGACUUGGAGUGACCCAUACUACUUAUCCUGGUGCACUAACUAUGAGGAGCAGACACAUAACACAACCUCAUCUUCUGCUCCCCUUCCUUACUUUUCUUCAUACUGCUGAUAAAUAGAGAGUCUGCAACCAUUACUUUGAUUUCCAGCCCCUAGUUUUGCGUCUGUGUCACUGAGUGAGGGUGCUUCUUAGUUUUCCUGGAUCAUGUAAGCAGUAACUGAAGUCGCAAAGGUCAACUGCGCAGGGAGAACUUUAAGAUUUUGGAUGGCCGCGAGAGGAGCAAACAAUGUACAGAAGCUCCAGAGUGACAGGAUAACAUGACUUUGUGCGAUGCGGUUCGAGAAGGUCUUCUCUGCGUUUCAUCUCCUGGCCUUUUUUCUUCCUCUGGUUUUCUUGUGCUUGUCCGCGUUUGGAGACACCCUCUUUUGGUUUGGGUUCUGUUCUGUUAUUUUUGAAGCUGGGCUGGUCGAAUGAUUCACGGGAGCUCUGCCUGUCAUGAUAUCGAGUCUGUAUGCCUGCUAUAAACAACCGUGUGGCAUGAAUUUUGAAGUGAUCUGAUCUUUGUUGUCUAUUACAAUUGCUUCUGAGACUCCGUUUUCUU